AUGGCAUUCGAAAAUCCUUUCCUGGUCUUCCCCAGAGAGAUUAGAGACAAGAUCUACAACUACACAAUACAGGACAUAAAGUUCACAAACAUUCUCGCUCACAAGACGGCUUACACUCCUCAGAACGCGCCUAUUCUUUACAUCAACGACGCCAUCGCCAACGAUGUUAAGCAUCUAUUAUACAAAGACCAUGAAAUGGUAGCUCACAUCGGUCAACCCCGCCUUUACGCAGAAGGACCAACAGGCUAUCUAUCCCACGUCCAAAGAUGCUCACGCUUGAUGAAGCAGCGCUCACAUACAUUUGUCGCCGAGCUCUGGCGGUCUCAAUAUUCGCGGUUCAAUCCUUCAUUCCAAGGUUGCAAUGAAAGCGAAGAGGAAUUUGGGAGGCACGUAAUAACAGAAUACUGUAUCCCUGCGAUUGCUGGCGAUGACCAUGGGGAGUUGCUGAGUAGGAAAUUUUUUGGCGAAUUGGCUGAUGUGCAACCGGAAUUGCCAAACCUUCAAAGAGUGGAAAUCAAUAGCUCGAUUGUGAUUUGGCUGGGAUUUUGUCGUCCCUGGAAACAGCCGCUUGACCAGUAUAAUGAAUCCAGAAUGGGGCACCACACGGAUGUGUAUUGUGGUGAAGCAUGA
Molecule: messenger RNA, 630 nt
Organism: Fusarium poae
Lineage: Eukaryota; Fungi; Ascomycota; Sordariomycetes; Hypocreales; Nectriaceae
Exons: 1
Coding region: 1-630 (209 amino acids)
Source: RefSeq, a predicted model, not a curated record